CUUAAUAAACAUAAAUAUACUCACAGCCACUAGCUCACACACAAAGAGAAUACUCGGCCCACAGGGAGAGAAGAGAGCUCAAGGCCACAAACUUUCUCCCGCUGCAAUGGCCUCGGCUACUCUCCUCAAGUCUUCCUUCCUCCCCAAGAAGUCUGAAUGGCUCAAUGCCCGCCCGUCGUCGACCUCUCAGCCCAUGGCGGUCUCCUUCACCGUCCGGGCCGGUGCCUACGCCGACGAACUUGUCAAGACUGCAAAAACCGUUGCAUCACCAGGUAGAGGCAUAUUGGCUAUGGAUGAAUCCAACGCCACCUGUGGUAAAAGACUUGCAUCAAUUGGGCUGGAGAACACCGAGGCCAACCGACAAGCUUAUCGUACCCUUCUUAUCACUGCCCCUGGUCUGGGUCAAUACGUCUCUGGUGCCAUCCUGUUCGAGGAAACACUUUAUCAGUCAACAACAGAUGGGAAGAAGAUGGUUGAUGUUCUUGUUUCACAAAACAUAAUGCCAGGGAUCAAAGUUGAUAAGGGUCUUGUACCAUUGGCUGGCUCAAAUGAUGAAUCAUGGUGCCAAGGAUUGGAUGGCCUAGCAUCACGAUGUGCAGCUUACUACCAGCAAGGCGCCCGCUUUGCUAAAUGGCGUACAGUGGUUAGUAUCCCAAAUGGACCAUCAGCUCUUGCAGUGAAGGAAGCUGCUUGGGGUUUGGCUCGAUACGCUGCCAUUGCUCAAGAUAAUGGGUUGGUUCCUAUAGUUGAGCCAGAAAUACUGCUGGAUGGAGAUCAUGGAAUUGAAAGGACCUUUGAGGUUGCACAGAAGGUGUGGGCUGAGGUCUUCUUCUACAUGGCUGAGAACAAUGUCAUGUAUGAGGGCAUUCUUCUCAAGCCAAGCAUGGUAACACCUGGUGCUGAAUGCAAAGAGAGAGCCACACCAGAACAAGUGGCUGAAUACACCCUGAAGCUUCUCCACAGAAGAAUUCCACCUGCUGUCCCUGGAAUUAUGUUCCUCUCUGGAGGUCAGUCUGAAGUGGAGGCAACACUGAACCUGAAUGCCAUGAACCAGAGCCCCCACCCAUGGCAUGUCUCCUUUUCUUUUGCUAGAGCUCUUCAGAACACUUGCCUGAAAACAUGGGGAGGAAGGCCAGAGAACGUGAAGGCUGCCCAAGAUGCUCUCCUCAUCCGAGCUAAGGCCAACUCUCUCGCUCAACUUGGAAAAUACACAGGUGAGGGUGAGUCAGCAGAGGCUAAAGAGGGAAUGUAUGUCAAGAACUACAGCUAUUAAGAACCUGAAGAUCGUAAGACAUUUCAAUGUUAUAGAACUUGUGAACACUGCUAUAUUUACAGCAGGAGGAGGUGAAUGUACUGCAUUACUCUGGAGCUGUUCUGAAUUAUUAAGUUUGUAUAAGAGUAGAGUGGCAUUAGGCCAAAACCACAUUGAUGGGAUAAAUCAUAUUGGUUAUGGCUAUUACCAUUGCAGA
Messenger RNA from Elaeis guineensis (African oil palm), 1469 nucleotides. RefSeq names its product fructose-bisphosphate aldolase, chloroplastic. NCBI's taxonomy places the organism in Eukaryota, Viridiplantae, Streptophyta, Magnoliopsida, Arecales, Arecaceae. Gene Ontology annotation, biological process: glycolytic process. The record is from RefSeq and is a predicted model, not a curated record. Gene Ontology annotation, molecular function: fructose-bisphosphate aldolase activity.